AUGGCCCUUGACACCAACACUGUCAUUGCACUCCCAGCGGCACUCGUUCCAGACCGCCCAGGCAUGUGGCCCCAUGUGGCGUGGCUGCAGGCCCGCUACGGUGGCAUCCCGACACCCAUGGACCCAAGGGACUUUUGCCACGUCAUCGCCGCGGUCCGCGCCAAGUUUGAGGUCAGCAUGUCCAACAAGACUGCGACGGUGCUGCUGGAGUUUGCCCUCAAGCUCCACGACCUGACCAUAACGCAAGGCGAGGCGCGGGGCUCGUACAUCCACAAGCCUGUGGCGAUCCCGAUCGAGCUGCUGCUGUUCUCCAAGAUUGCCGAGUAUCCGGGUCUCGUGGCGAGCCAGGCCAAGUUUGGCGGCAUUGUUGUGCCGGUCGAGUCGGACGAUUUUGUGGCUGCGAGCAACCUCGUGGCUCUGGCACAACGGAUUGGCGGCAAGCCGACACGCCUCGCGGCGACCACGUUUUGGGACCGGGUGUUUGUUGCCACGCAGUAUCCUCGCGCGAUUGGAUACGACAGCGGAAGGCUCAAGAGCGUCCGUAGCUGCGACACACUGUUUGAGGCAUAG
This is a messenger RNA of Apiotrichum porosum, 570 nucleotides long. RefSeq lists its product as uncharacterized. Bases 1 to 570 code for a protein of 189 amino acids. The transcript has 2 exons. The record is from RefSeq and is a predicted model, not a curated record. Lineage: Eukaryota; Fungi; Basidiomycota; Tremellomycetes; Trichosporonales; Trichosporonaceae.